AUGAGUUUAACAGUGCCUUUUAAGCAAGUUGAUGUAUUCACUGAAGUUCCAUUCAGAGGAAACCCAGUCGCGGUGAUAAACUUCCUAGAUACUGACGAAAGUGAAGUUACUCAAAAACAAUUACAGGCAAUUGCAAAUUGGACAAACCUAUCGGAAACAACCUUCCUAUUUAAGCCAUCCAAUAAUAAAUGUGAUUACAAAUUAAGAAUUUUUACCCCAAAGAAUGAAUUGCCAUUCGCUGGUCAUCCAACUAUUGGUUCCUGUAAGGCUUUUCUUGAGUUUACCAAGAAUACCACUGCAACUUCGCUUGUUCAAGAAUGUGGGGUGGGGGCUAUCCCAUUAACAAUCAACGAGGGACUGAUCAGCUUCAAAGCUGCGUUAUUUGACUUCGAAGGUAUAUCUGAUGAAGUCAUUACUGGUUACGAGCAAUCACUUGGCUUAAAAUUCAUUGCGACUCCAGCACUGCUGCACACUGGACCGGAGUGGGUUGUUGCGCUAGUAGAAGAUGCAGAAACCUGUUUCAAUGCCAAUCCGAACUUCACUGUACUCACACAGCAAACAAAACAGAACAAUCAUACAGGGAUUAUUUUGGCGGGCCCAAAAAAGAAUGCUCCGAUUAGGAACUCAUACGAAAUGAGGGCAUUUCCUACAGCGGAAAAUAUCGAUGAAGACCCUGUUUGCGGAAGUGGUUCGGUGGCACUUGCGAGAUAUCUUCAAGAACUGUACAAGUUCGAAGAAACCACGAAUAUUACCAUUUCUCAAGGUGGAAGAUUGGGAAGGGAUGGCCAUAUUGUAGCUAGCAUUAUAAAAGAAACGGAUGGUAACACUUCAUACCAUGUGGCAGGUCAUUCGAUCACUGUUAUCGACGGAAAGAUCACUCUUUAA
This is a messenger RNA of Saccharomyces eubayanus, 885 nucleotides long. RefSeq lists its product as uncharacterized. The coding region runs from base 1 to 885 and encodes 294 amino acids. Gene Ontology annotation, cellular component: cytoplasm. Gene Ontology annotation, molecular function: isomerase activity. The record is from RefSeq and is a predicted model, not a curated record. Gene Ontology annotation, biological process: biosynthetic process. Lineage: Eukaryota; Fungi; Ascomycota; Saccharomycetes; Saccharomycetales; Saccharomycetaceae. The transcript has a single exon.